AUGGCUUCCAAGGCAUUAACCAAGUCCUUGCUCUCCUUCUACCGUUUCAUCCGGAGGAGACACAAAAGUCACACCCACGCAUCUCAUAUAAAGCUACAUAAAUACUCUUGUCACGACAAGCUUGUGACUAAAACCCUAGUGUUCGACGUCGAGGGUGGGCUUCUAAGAUCAUCAUCUCUCUUUCCAUACUUCAUGCUCGUCGCCUUGGAAGGAGGAGGGCUCAUAAGAGGCUUCCUCCUCUUGCUCCUCUAUCCAUUGCUAUGUUGUUUAGGCGAGGAGAGUGCGAUUAGAGCUAUGGUUUUGGUUUCUUUUUGUGGGCUAAAAAAAGACAAGUUUAGAGUAGGGAGGUCUGUGUUGCCUAAGUAUCUGAUCGAGGAAUUAGGGUUUGAAGGGUUUGAUACGAUGAGGAGAGGGAAGAAGAGGGUUUGUGUGAGUAGGAUGCCGAGGGUGAUGGUGGAAGGGUUCUUGAAGGAGUAUUUGGAGGUGGAGGUGGUGGCGGCGAGGGAGUUGAAGGUGGUUGGUGGGUUUUACACGGGUUUUAUGGAGGAGGAGAAGAAAGCAUUAGGGUUAGAGGAGUUGCUUGGAGAAGAGGAGGGAGUUGAUGCGGAUGCUUUUGGUUUUGGAUGUUACCCCAAGUCUCUUCAUCCUUAUUUGUUCUCUGUUUGCAAGGAUAUUUAUACAGCCGACAAUAUUACUUUAUGGAUCAAAAUGUUAGACAAUUAG
This is a messenger RNA of Asparagus officinalis (garden asparagus), 723 nucleotides long. RefSeq names its product probable glycerol-3-phosphate acyltransferase 3. NCBI's taxonomy places the organism in Eukaryota, Viridiplantae, Streptophyta, Magnoliopsida, Asparagales, Asparagaceae. Gene Ontology annotation, biological process: cutin biosynthetic process. The transcript has 2 exons. Gene Ontology annotation, cellular component: membrane. Bases 1 to 723 code for a protein of 240 amino acids. The record is from RefSeq and is a predicted model, not a curated record. Gene Ontology annotation, molecular function: phosphatase activity; glycerol-3-phosphate 2-O-acyltransferase activity.